UUAUGAAAUUAUAAAAUUUUGCAUGCCGAGAUUGUCUUUUAGCUUUAGGUUUUAGCCCCACUAGAGCAUAAAAAUCCAACCCCCUUUGUCCUCCACAAUAGUAUUGAUGAAAGGGAGAGUACAUAAAUACUAGGAGUAGCUUGGUUAACGGCCGGCCUCAUAGACCCUUGCUUUGUUUCACUCGCAAACAAGAAAGAGACCCUGUUUGCUUCGCCUGCAAUGACUUCUGCAUUUUCCAUUGUUUCUUUAUUGCUCCUUUUGCAGUAGCUUUUACUUGUUUAUUAGACUUGUCUCCCUAUUUCUCCCCCUUUCCCUCUCCUCCUCUUUCUCUCCCCGCAAUUCAAAAUUACCUUGUUCUUGCUAUAUAAAUCCCACUUUCUGCACCCUUUGUUUCUCCCCAGGAGGACCCAACAGCGUUUGAAUUACAAAGGUUUCAGUUUGUACUAACUUCCAAGCCAUGGAGACUGCAGUUAACUGUGAUGAAGAAGAAAAAUGGGAAUGUGAAGAAGAAGAAGAAGAAGAAGCAUUGUCAUUGUGUGAUCUGCCAGUCAAUUUGAUUAAAGAAGAGAAUCAAGUCCAACCAGGGAAUUAUGAAGAUGGUGAAUCCCAAGCAAUUAAAACAGAAGAAGAUUUCAACUUUGGCUCAUGGGGUGGCUCUCUUUCAACAGAACCACAAAUGUGUGCAGCUGACGAAGUGUUCUUUAAGGGCCAAAUUCUACCCCUGCGUCUCUCAGUUAGUUCAGACAGCGGCCUUACAGGGUUCCGCCAAGAUAGCCAGAAUACUAGCCGAUGCCUGUCAAGGUCAGAGUCCAUGGACCAUGGUUCAUUAAGUAGGUUCACAAGCAUUAGUAGCAGUAGCAGAAGCAGCAGCACUAGAAGUAGUCAUUACUCAAUAGGUAGCAGUAAUUCCAUCACAGUUACGGCUAGAAAUUUCAAUUCCAAUUCGAAGUCGAAUUCGAAUUCCAGUUCCACUUCCAAUUCCAAGUCAAAGCCAAUUAAAAUCAGAAACAACUUCAACACACAUCCGAGUCCCAAACCCCAGAUAAGAUUGUCCAAAACUCGGCCGGUAAAUGUCAGCAGCCGAAACCAGAAAACAUCAAUGUGGGACUUUUUCAGGUUAGGGUUGGUUCGAGCACCAGAACUUGAAUUGCAAGACUUGAAAGUUCGUAGCAACAACAAUAACGCUAAUAGAAACUCGGUCAGCCGAAACAGCAGUUGUAAUAGCAGUAACAGCAGUUCAAGCACCAAGAACAGCACCAGCAAGAUUGUUAACAACAGUGGUGAAGUUGCAAGGAAUCAACAAGAUUUGAACAAGGGUUUCUUGGAAAAGAGAAUAGGGUUGUUUAGUGGAUGUAAAUGUUCAGUUAAUGCAGUUGAAACAAUACCAUUGAACCACAUAGCCGUCAUCAAAAGCGACAAGAAUAAUGAGAAAGAGAAGGCAAUGUUGUAUGCUGCCAUGGAAGAGAAGAAGAAGCUGCUGCAAGAGUUGAAGAUAAUGAAGAAAAUGAAAGAGAAAGAAAAAAAGCAAGAAGGAAAGCAAGCUUUGUCACGUCAUCGGACGUUUGAAUGGUUAAAGGAACUUUCACAUGCAAGCUAUGUUGAUGAGGCCUAAGGACAAAGACUCAUGAACAAUCCCUCGCAUGCUUUCUUUUUCUAUUCUUUCAUCAUUAUCACUUCUUUUUCUUUUUUUGGGUUUUAGUUUUGUGUAUUUUGGAGUACAUUGAAAUACUUUGAAGUGGAGGCUCAUGUAUCUAGAAAAUCUCUCUCUCUCACUGUCUCUCGAGAGAUUUGGGGCUGUUAAUCACUAUUUGAUAUUCCUUUUAUGAUAUAUUUCAAUUCACGUU
Molecule: messenger RNA, 1844 nt
Organism: Theobroma cacao (cacao)
Lineage: Eukaryota; Viridiplantae; Streptophyta; Magnoliopsida; Malvales; Malvaceae
Source: RefSeq, a predicted model, not a curated record